Messenger RNA from Exophiala viscosa, 2286 nucleotides. RefSeq lists its product as uncharacterized. The record is from RefSeq and is a predicted model, not a curated record. The coding region runs from base 183 to 2180 and encodes 665 amino acids. The transcript has a single exon. Gene Ontology annotation, molecular function: protein binding. NCBI's taxonomy places the organism in Eukaryota, Fungi, Ascomycota, Eurotiomycetes, Chaetothyriales, Herpotrichiellaceae.
UUCAAAGAUUCCCAGACCAUGGCGCAAGGAUAAUCAAGGGUCCGACUUGUUCUGCGCAUGUGAAAGCAACGAGUGGAUGUCUCCCGCGCAACGCCGAGCAAAGUAGUCCAUGACCGGCUCAAACGUGAUCUUCUGAUUGACUGGCAACAUCGGACGACUCGUCUGUAUGAGCAUUCCCGGAAAUGGAAUCAGAUGUGGCCUACGUCGGUCAAAGGCGCUCUUACUCAGGAGCACUAUGCACCGUCCGCUAUCAAGGUCCCCUCCCAUCUCUCAAGGGCGAAUGGCUAGGGGUGGAAUGGGAUGAUCCAACUCGAGGAAAGCACAAUGGCUCCCACGAAGACCACCAAGUGUUCAAGUGUCUCUCUCCAGUCCCGACGGCUGCCUCGUUUGUUCGACCCUCGAGAAAACCAGAUCCUGAAAGGACAUUACUGGAAGGCAUCAAGUUCAAGUACGCCCCAUCGACCACACCAAAGACUGUCGCUCAGUCAGCCAGCGUGGGGAAUGAAGCGAUCGAGAUAUCCGGUAAAGUCGUCGAAGAGGUCGGGUUCGAUCGGAUCAAAAAGCAGCUAUCUCUGCUUGCGGACUUGAAAAUCGUGUUGGUCGACGAGCUCGCUCUAACAGGUAUUGCCGCUCGAGACGCAUCGAAUACUGAAGUCAGGCACGCCCAGAGGGAGCUUCAGCAGGAUUGUCCGAAUAUUGUCGAACUGGAUAUAGGCUGGAACACUAUCGAGACGUGGCAAGCCGUUGCGGAUAUAUGCCUGCCGCUCAAGAAACUAAGAAUAUUGAAAGCAGGCGGUCUCCGACUGAGAGGUUUCACUGCGAAACGAUCCGAAAAUGAAGCAAAUCCUUUCCAAACGGUGGAAGAAUUGUACCUGAACGAGUGCUUGUUCAGUCCUGAGCAGAUUCUACAAAUGCUAUCUCCUGGCGAACCGUGUGGAUUCCCAUCAUUGAAGGUCUUGUCACUCUCCCUGAACGAACUGGACGUCUUCGGCAAAUCCAACCAGAGCUCAGAAGUCAAUUGCCCGUCUGUAACAACCCUGAUCCUCGACAACAACAGGUUUCGAGACCUCUCGUCCCUGCCUGACAUCACCUCGCUAUUACCAAACAUCACCUCAAUAUCGUUACAAAGCAACGAGAUCUCACAGCUCGGCCUCGAGACGGCUCGGCGAUUCGGCAGCCUCGAAACACUCAACCUGGCAGGCAACAGGAUCGACAGCUACGCCUUCGUAGACGCCUUACCGUCCCUGUUCCCAAACCUAACUUCUCUACGUAUCUCGCGCAACCCAUUGCACGAAAGAAGCCACAACGGCAGUCAACAACAGCAAUCCGCUGCCUCGGACUCAACGUCGUACUAUCUGACGCUCGCGCGCCUUCCGGGCCUAAAGUCCCUAAACUACACUACUAUCACGCCGCGCGACAGAGAAGAAGGCGAGAUAUAUUAUCUGUCUGUCGUGGAGAAGGAGAUCCGGGCUCUUCUCGACACUGACGCCAACAGCUCCGUAGAACAAAAAGCCAAACUAGCAUGUGAUAUGCAUCCGCUGUACACGACACUCUGCGCCAAGUAUGACCGCGAGGACAUGGUGCAAGUGUUUGUCGAGAGCAUGAAUAAACCAGCUUCGCAAAGCGCGGGCAGGCCGAAGACAGAGUUGGACAUAUACGCGCCGGGCACGCUCGGCUCGCGCCUUGUUGAUGCGUGCUUUUAUAUACCCGAGUCUGAAUCGGAGAGCACGGAGAAUGGGAUGUUCCAACGCCUCCUGCCAACAACCGUCUCAGUGUACCGCCUGAAAUCGCUGGUCGCUCGACACUUUGGUUUACAUGCGCUGCAGUUCCGACUGGUGUACGAGUCGCAUGAGUAUGAUCCUGUUGAGCCCAUCUCAGUCACCACGCGGAACACCAAAGGGAAAGAGGAUUGGGAUGCUUGGGGGGAGUGGGACGUUGAUUCUGACCACGAGGGUGACCAGGACCAGGAUCAGGAUCUGUUCGGACAUUCGCAAGAUGACGAUGAUGAGACGGCAAGCAAGGAUGGCGCGCCGAAGUACAUGGUACGCGAUGGUCAGCGAUUCAGGAAGCGCGAGACGGAGAUCCUGGAUGGGAUGCGCGAGUGGGGAGAUUUUCUGGAUCUCACUGCUCACGAUGGGUCGAAGAUGAGGGAUGUGAGAGUUAGGGUGGAGCCUUUUUGAUUCACGACAAGCGUAUCUGUGCUCGACUGGAACAGGACUGUGAGUUUACUGUGUGGAAGCAAAAGUGCCAUGUGAGAGGCGAAAAUGCGCUUUCAUUGAAGAAUUA